This is a messenger RNA of Fusarium oxysporum Fo47, 840 nucleotides long. Its product is annotated as S-adenosyl-L-methionine-dependent methyltransferase. The coding region runs from base 1 to 840 and encodes 279 amino acids. The record is from RefSeq and is a predicted model, not a curated record. Lineage: Eukaryota; Fungi; Ascomycota; Sordariomycetes; Hypocreales; Nectriaceae. The transcript has a single exon.
AUGCCUUCGACCGAAAGUCAAUCAGAUGCCGCUCAGCGCAUGUACACUGAACGAGCAACCAACUACGAGGAUUCUUGGCAUCCCGACUACAGCAAACGGUUCAUGGAACUUGUUCCCAUCAAAUCCGGCGAUCGCGUUCUCGACCUCGCCUGUGGAACUGGCCUGGAGGCUGUCAUUGCAGCAAAGCACGUCGGCGAUGAAGGGAUUGUCAUUGGUGUCGACAUAACUGAAGCGAUGCUCUCGGAAGCAAGCAAGAAACUGGAUCACGACGAAACAUUGUAUCGUCGCAUUAAACUUGUUCGACACAGUGUCACUGAUUUGACCGGUUGUCCAAAUGUAGACAGGGACAGCUUUGAUCUCAUUCUAUGCUCAAAUGCCUUUGUUCUGUUUGAGAAUCCAGAGGAAGUUGUCGCCCAUUGGCGGGGGUAUCUCAAGCCAGGCGGCAGAGUUGCCAUCGACAUCACUCAUGAGUAUAAUCUUCGCUCGGGCCUGCUAUUAGAGAAAGUCGCUCGCCGAUUGGGCAUGCCAUUCCCCUCCAACCGAAGCUGGAUCAAGUCUAAAGAGUCUUUUAGUGAGAUUUUGGAAAGUCGUGGUUUCGUGGUUGAAAAGGUUGAGGCUUUGGAAAAGAUUGUUGGACUUGGCUCAACAUAUUUCGGUCUCGACAAGGCAGAUGAGCAGUUUGACUACGUUGUCAAUGGCCCUCUGACUGCCUCAAUUGUAACGGAAGAAUUGAGAGUCAAAGGAAGAGAAUAUUUCAAGGAAGAGUGGCACAAUGCUGCAGUGGAUGGCAAGGUUGAGGUAUCUGAUAUUCUCUACGUCUAUAUCGCCAGGAAGAUUUGA